Molecule: messenger RNA, 641 nt
Organism: Oryza brachyantha (malo sina)
Lineage: Eukaryota; Viridiplantae; Streptophyta; Magnoliopsida; Poales; Poaceae
Exons: 1
Coding region: 41-451 (136 amino acids)
Source: RefSeq, a predicted model, not a curated record
CAGCAGGUUAUAGUAGCUUAAUUAGCUGAGCUGGUAGGCCAUGGCUGAGCGGGAGGGAGCCGUGGUGAAGAAGGGGCACGAGGAGGGCAUGAAGAUGGCCGCAGCGCUGCUGGAGGAGUUCGGGUUGCCGCUCGGGCUGCUGCCGCUGGCGGAGGUGGUCGAGGUCGGGUUCGUGCGGCCCACCGGCUACAUGUGGAUCGCGCAGCGGAAGAAGGUGGAGCACCAGUUCAAGAUGGUGAGCAAGCAGGUGAGCUACGACGUGGAGAUCACCGGGUACGUGAAGGACAGGUGCAUCAAGAAGCUCAAGGGCGUCAAGGCCAAGGAGCUCAUGCUGUGGCCGCCGGUGAAUGAGAUCACCGUCGACCUACCGGCCACCGGCAAGAUCCAUUUCAAGAGCCUCGCCGGCGUCACCAAGACCUUCCCCGUCGAGGCCUUCGGUGCGGGUCAGUAGGGACUUGGGACUGCGCAGCGUUACAUGACUAUACAUCCAGUCAACAUGCACUGCUCGGCUAUGCUAAUUGCCGAUUGUGUGGUUCAUAAAAAUGGUGAUAAUGCGUGACACGUGAUUUUGAGCUUAUCGGCAACUGAUAUAUCAGAAAUUAUUAAAUACACACCGAAUUCUGCACCAUUCACCAAUGCGC